Messenger RNA from Pan troglodytes (chimpanzee), 9254 nucleotides. RefSeq names its product ATPase plasma membrane Ca2+ transporting 4 (gene ATP2B4). The transcript is spliced from 23 exons. Bases 1285 to 4797 code for a protein of 1170 amino acids. Gene Ontology annotation, cellular component: intracellular membrane-bounded organelle; plasma membrane. The record is from RefSeq and is a predicted model, not a curated record. Gene Ontology annotation, biological process: calcium ion transmembrane transport; regulation of cytosolic calcium ion concentration. Gene Ontology annotation, molecular function: P-type calcium transporter activity; PDZ domain binding; ATP binding. NCBI's taxonomy places the organism in Eukaryota, Metazoa, Chordata, Mammalia, Primates, Hominidae.
AAGUGAGAGCAAGGGCGGGGAAGAAAGCCGACAGGGGAGAGGAUUGCUUCCCUUUCUUUUCCCAUUCCCCCUUAAGACGAACCAGGAAGUAACCGCAAGAAUCGGGCCACCUUAACAGUAGAGUAAUGGUUUGGCCUCGCGCCAAGUCCCACCUCUGUUCCAGCUCCUGCUCCUCCCCUCUCUCUUCCCGCACUGCUUGGGGAGAGCUGGUGAGCAGGAGUCUGGCCCGAGUUAGCUAGAGCUGUUGCCAUGACAAGCAUUUUCUUAAGAAAGCUCUACUGUUGAGAUCGUCCAAAGCUGGGGGCUGGGAGGGGGGCACGAACUUCGUGGGGCACCAUCCCUCCGAAGAGAGCAAGAUCAGAGACACCCGCCCAGCUCUCCUGCACCCUUUUUCUUUUAGGAACCUGAGAGGUCCUUCCCAUUGGAAGGGCAGGGGGAGGAGACCCAGCCCACUCCCCGGCCUUAGCCGGAAAGGCAAGAGAGCAAAGCCAGCGUCUCUAGCUUGGUUGCCACACUGGGGAGACUGGUGGGUGGUCACCCCACCCUACCCCCAUCCAUGGAAACCCGGAGGGAGAGUCCCGCCUGGAGAAACCUGGAUCUUUGCUAGAAAGAGAGAGACGGUGUCUCACUGUAUUGCCCAGGCUGGUCUCAAACUCCUGGCCUCAAGCGAUCCUCCUGCCUCGGCCUCCUGAGUCUCUGGGAUUACAGGCAUGAGCCACUGUGCCCAGCCUCUUCUCUCCAAUUUCUUUUAGGACCUUGCAGUAUGGAGUAUGCCUUAGCUUCUUCUAGGCUCUUCCUGUGGUUGCAUGGCCUUAACUGAAGAUCCAGUUGUCAUCUGUAUCCAGGAAGCUCUCCUCUUCCUCCUCCUGACGUCUACCACUACAGUUGCUGGUUGUUGCUAAGGUUGCUGCCAUGGUAACAUGCACAUCCUGUUUACACCUUCAUCUGGGCAAGUUGGUCUAAGCUAGGAACCUACCUACCCUGGACAACCACUAUCAUCACCACCUGGGGACACCAAUCAUCGUGACACGGAGUCCACCUUCCACUCAGUUCCCCCAUCCUCUUCCUCCUCUCGCUGACAGACUUCAUACAGAAGAAAGGAUCUAGACUUCGGACGGCUACUCGGGAGCUUACUGCAAAAGAUAUAUUCGAUCUAUUCCCUCACUGGGCCCCCAGAGAAGCAGGAAGUAGGAAGAAGUUGAGACAGGGAGGCAGGAGACACUGGUCAGUUGAAGGGAAACGCUACAUCUUCUCUGGUUGAGGGGCUUGGUAACAGCAGGCAAAAUGACGAACCCAUCAGACCGUGUCUUGCCUGCCAACUCGAUGGCCGAGAGCCGUGAAGGGGACUUUGGCUGCACAGUAAUGGAACUGAGGAAGCUCAUGGAGCUGCGUUCGAGGGAUGCACUGACCCAGAUUAAUGUCCACUAUGGAGGUGUACAGAAUCUCUGCAGUAGACUGAAAACCUCCCCUGUGGAAGGUCUGUCUGGGAACCCUGCAGAUCUGGAGAAACGUAGGCAGGUGUUUGGACACAACGUGAUCCCCCCCAAAAAGCCCAAGACUUUCUUAGAAUUAGUGUGGGAAGCUCUUCAAGAUGUCACGCUCAUCAUCCUGGAGAUUGCAGCCAUCAUCUCCCUGGUCCUGUCCUUUUAUCGCCCUGCUGGUGAAGAAAAUGAACUGUGUGGUCAAGUCGCAACUACCCCAGAAGAUGAAAAUGAGGCACAAGCUGGCUGGAUUGAGGGGGCAGCCAUCCUUUUCUCAGUGAUCAUCGUGGUGUUAGUGACUGCCUUUAAUGAUUGGAGCAAAGAGAAGCAAUUCCGGGGGCUGCAGUGCCGCAUUGAACAGGAGCAAAAGUUCUCCAUCAUCCGAAACGGUCAACUCAUCCAGCUCCCUGUGGCUGAGAUUGUGGUUGGUGAUAUUGCCCAAGUCAAAUACGGUGAUCUGCUGCCUGCAGAUGGAAUCCUGAUCCAAGGGAAUGAUCUGAAGAUUGAUGAGAGCUCUCUGACAGGGGAAUCUGACCAUGUCAAGAAGUCCCUGGACAAAGACCCCAUGUUGCUCUCAGGGACCCAUGUCAUGGAAGGUUCUGGCCGGAUGGUGGUGACAGCUGUUGGUGUCAACUCUCAGACUGGAAUCAUCCUUACUCUCUUGGGGGUCAAUGAGGAUGACGAAGGGGAGAAAAAGAAGAAAGGUAAAAAACAAGGAGUCCCUGAAAAUCGCAACAAAGCAAAGACCCAAGACGGAGUGGCCCUGGAAAUCCAGCCACUCAACAGCCAGGAGGGAAUCGACAAUGAGGAAAAGGACAAGAAGGCAGUCAAGGUGCCUAAAAAGGAGAAGUCAGUGCUGCAGGGCAAGCUGACUCGCCUGGCUGUUCAGAUUGGGAAAGCCGGUCUGCUCAUGUCUGCUCUCACGGUUUUCAUCCUGAUUCUAUACUUUGUGAUUGACAACUUUGUGAUAAAUCGCAGACCAUGGCUCCCUGAGUGUACUCCCAUCUACAUCCAGUACUUUGUCAAGUUCUUCAUCAUCGGCGUCACUGUACUGGUGGUGGCUGUGCCAGAGGGGCUGCCUUUGGCUGUCACCAUCUCACUGGCCUACUCUGUGAAGAAAAUGAUGAAAGACAAUAACCUAGUACGGCACUUGGAUGCUUGUGAGACCAUGGGCAACGCCACCGCCAUCUGCUCUGAUAAGACAGGCACGUUGACCAUGAACCGCAUGACUGUGGUACAAGCUUAUAUUGGGGGCAUCCAUUACCGUCAAAUCCCAAGCCCUGAUGUCUUCCUGCCCAAAGUCCUGGACCUCAUUGUCAAUGGCAUUUCUAUCAACAGCGCUUAUACCUCCAAGAUUCUGCCUCCAGAGAAGGAGGGAGGCCUGCCUCGGCAGGUGGGCAACAAGACCGAGUGUGCUCUGCUAGGCUUUGUCACAGAUCUGAAGCAGGAUUAUCAGGCUGUGCGUAAUGAAGUGCCCGAGGAGAAGCUCUACAAGGUGUACACCUUCAACUCAGUGCGCAAGUCAAUGAGCACCGUCAUCAGGAAUCCCAACGGUGGCUUCCGUAUGUACAGCAAGGGCGCCUCUGAGAUCAUCUUGCGCAAGUGUAAUCGAAUCCUGGACCGGAAAGGGGAAGCAGUGCCAUUCAAGAAUAAAGACAGAGAUGAUAUGGUACGCACUGUCAUCGAGCCCAUGGCCUGUGAUGGACUCCGGACUAUCUGCAUAGCUUACCGGGACUUCGAUGACACAGAGCCCUCUUGGGACAAUGAGAAUGAGAUCCUCACCGAAUUGACAUGUAUCGCGGUGGUGGGCAUUGAGGACCCUGUGCGCCCAGAGGUGCCAGAUGCUAUUGCCAAAUGCAAACAAGCUGGCAUUACUGUCAGAAUGGUGACAGGUGACAACAUCAACACAGCCCGGGCCAUUGCCACCAAAUGUGGCAUUCUGACACCUGGGGAUGACUUCCUGUGCUUAGAAGGCAAAGAAUUCAACCGGCUCAUCCGCAACGAGAAAGGCGAGGUAGAGCAAGAAAAGCUGGACAAGAUCUGGCCUAAGCUUCGGGUCCUGGCGCGAUCUUCUCCCACUGACAAGCACACCCUGGUGAAAGGCAUAAUUGACAGCACUGUUGGGGAACACCGGCAGGUCGUGGCUGUCACUGGUGAUGGCACAAAUGACGGGCCUGCUCUGAAGAAAGCGGAUGUUGGUUUUGCAAUGGGCAUCGCAGGCACAGAUGUAGCAAAGGAGGCUUCAGACAUCAUCCUAACAGAUGACAACUUUACCAGCAUUGUGAAGGCAGUGAUGUGGGGACGAAAUGUCUAUGACAGCAUCUCCAAGUUCCUGCAGUUCCAGCUCACUGUCAAUGUGGUGGCCGUGAUUGUAGCCUUCACUGGAGCCUGUAUCACUCAGGAUUCCCCAUUGAAAGCUGUGCAGAUGUUGUGGGUUAAUCUGAUCAUGGACACUUUUGCUUCAUUGGCCCUGGCCACAGAGCCCCCUACGGAAUCUCUGUUGAAGCGGCGCCCCUAUGGCCGAAAUAAGCCUCUGAUCUCACGCACUAUGAUGAAGAACAUCUUGGGCCAUGCGUUCUAUCAGCUCAUUGUCAUCUUUAUCCUUGUCUUUGCGGGUGAGAAAUUCUUUGAUAUUGAUAGUGGGAGGAAGGCACCUCUGCAUUCACCACCCAGCCAGCACUAUACCAUUGUUUUUAACACCUUCGUGCUGAUGCAGCUCUUCAAUGAAAUCAACUCCCGAAAGAUCCAUGGAGAGAAGAACGUCUUUUCAGGCAUCUACCGCAACAUUAUCUUCUGCUCUGUAGUCUUGGGCACAUUCAUCUGCCAGAUUUUCAUCGUGGAAUUUGGGGGUAAACCCUUCAGUUGUACAAGCCUCAGCCUGUCUCAGUGGCUGUGGUGUCUCUUCAUUGGGAUUGGAGAACUUCUGUGGGGCCAGUUCAUCUCCGCAAUACCUACCCGAUCCCUGAAGUUCCUGAAGGAGGCUGGGCAUGGCACCACCAAAGAGGAGAUCACCAAGGAUGCCGAGGGACUGGAUGAGAUUGACCAUGCUGAGAUGGAGCUGCGCCGAGGCCAGAUCCUCUGGUUCCGGGGCCUGAACCGUAUCCAGACUCAGAUCGACGUAAUUAACACAUUCCAGACGGGAGCCUCUUUUAAGGGAGUCCUAAGGCGACAGAACAUGGGUCAACACCUUGAUGUAAAACUUGUUCCUAGUUCAUCCUAUGUAGCAGUUGCACCAGUCAAAUCUUCCCCCACCACUUCUGUUCCUGCUGUUUCAUCUCCUCCUAUGGGCAAUCAAAGUGGUCAAAGCGUUCCAUAGUUCCCUCCACGAAAGCAUUCAGAAACCCUACAACCAAAAGUCCAUCCACAGCUUCAUGACCCACCCUGAAUUCGCCAUAGAGGAGGAGUUGCCACGAACACCACUCCUGGAUGAGGAAGAGGAGGAAAAUCCUGACAAGGCUUCUAAGUUUGGGACUAGGGUGCUCCUGUUGGAUGGUGAGGUCACUCCAUACGCCAAUACAAACAACAAUGCGGUGGAUUGCAACCAAGUGCAGCUCCCCCAGUCGGACAGCUCUCUACAGAGCCUAGAGACAUCGGUUUGAAUUUUCUUUCUCUGACUCUCAUCCCUAUUUUCCCUAUUUCCAUUUUCGUCUGUCCCAUCUAUGAGGUGAUGAUGGGACUUUUCAUCGUCACGUCAGCUGCUGUGUUAACAGCAGUGUGUGUGAAGUGAACCUCUACCUGACCAUGAAGAGGCAAGAGCACAGACUUACAAGGAUUUCAACUUAAGCUUGACUUGGGGUUUGUAGCGGGACCCAGUCAAACCCCAUUCAGGUCAUGGUAGAAUCUACUCCUUGGUAGUCACUUGUCAUUUUUAAAGAAAUGAUGACAAUCCUCUUGGCAUCACCCCACCCCACAUUCUCCCCUGAUGUUCAUCUCCUGAAUUCUGGAUUUUGUCCUACAAGUCUGUGCCAUUUAUAAGCUAAGUUGAGGGUUCAGAGGGAGACAAAUAUCCCCAAGUGAAAUUCAAUUUUUCCCACUUUGAAAACUUACACCUAAAGGCCUGUAGGCCUCUAACUCUUUCUGCCCUUUCAUUCAAACCUCUCCAAAGUUCUUUGUCUUUUGUCUUCCCUUCUUUUCCUUUUUUUUUUUUUUUUUAUGAUGAUUAAGAAAAUGGAAAGGAUAUGGAUGAAUUGUGUAAACUUAGAUCCUUCUCCCUUUUGGCCCAAAAGAACCCUUGAUUUAGUUCCAGAAUCCAACCAGUUUCUUUGUUAAAAGGGUCCUUUUGAAGCAAUUAAGUGCUGGUAAGAAUAUUUCUCUGUUGUUGCCAGGUUACCUUCUGCUUUUAAAUUGCCAUCUUGUAAAGUGUAUGUGGUUCUUAAGUGCCAGGGAGAUCAGCCUUGCCCAUGAAGGUUGCAUAUGUGUGGUAUACAGUUUUUACCUGAAAGCCUGAGCUUUCUCUUAUUCCUAAAGUGGUGGCAAAAGAAUGAACUGGGUAUGACCCUGCCCCCUUACUGGGCUUGGAUAUUGAGGACCAGACGCUGCCAAAUCUAGGACAAGACAGACCAUCAAAGCAGACUUUUGUGGGCUCCUCUUUGGGGUACCACUGCUUUCAAAGCCAUCUGCCAAGGCUCUCCAGGGCAGGACCUGACUGGUGGGGAAUGAGUGUUCAGAAGCCUUGGGAGAGGCCAAAGAGCCAUUCUAGUAUGAUCUGAGAAAACCUUCCUGCAGGGGCCAGAAACCUUGAGCUUAGGUGCCUGGGGACCAGCUUCGACAUUCUCUCCAGUUUCUGAUUCUAAUUUUUGCCACGUGUCACAACUUUUCCAGUCUCUGAGAAGGUCCUAGCCUUUCUCAAAUAUUCUGAUUUUGAAAAUAUGUAUCCAAAGUGGGAGGCCCCUGUGACAUUUUGCCAACUUAAACGAGAAAAAGACCCCCCCCCCCACCCGGCACACUCCCCCUUCCUCCAGCCCCCCUUCAGCCACAUGCUCCAGCUGCUGCCCAGUAAAGCCCUGUGCCUUUUUUUCCUCUGAAUACUGCCCAAAGCAUCCCCUUCCCAUCUGCCUCUCAGGAGUUGGGGACUUUGCUAGGAGAUUUUUUAAGUGUUCCUUACUGGGACAAGGUGGAGCCAUGUUUGCAGGAGCUCCAUUUGUAUCCCUGCUGGUGUUGACUUCUGUGCAGGGGCCAGUUCAUGUCCCUGACUCUCACCUCCCAUUAGAUAAAUGAAGCCCACCCCCCUUUCUAGAGUGAUGAGAGUCAAGAAGAGGGGACGUAUGAACGGCCAAAUUCCCAUGUGAGAGGAAGAUGACCUGAUCCACCUAGCCUUUUCUUCUGGAUCUGUCCUCCCUCACCCCUUUCACCUGAGCUGUCCACAGUAGGAAACAUAAAGAAACAAUGUCCCCUACAUAUCCCCAUGACUACAUAAUCCAUCAUCGUAGGAAAUAGGAAAGCAAAUUUGAUUUUGGUUUUGUAAAACGUACAUGCUUCAAUAAUUCUUUUUUGUGUCUUAAAUACUCAUAGGGGAAAAAAACAGCUCACCCAAGGUGUUAGGUUUCACAUAUAUAUUCAUCAACUAUUUUAGAAGAUUUAAUUCUAUCAAAUCUUGUAUUACCUCAGAUCAUUUUAAAUAGCAAGCCAGUAACGAGCUUUGAAGGCUAUUUUACCAUUCCUGUUCACAAAAGGCUCUCAUGGUGCCUGACAGGUUACCCUUGAGGGCUUGUGUCUACUUUUUAAAAGUCAAUGGUUUUUUUCUUGUGUUCUAGUUUCCAUAAUAGGAGAGAAAAUAUAGAAAUAUAUGCAAAAAUUAUAGUUUUCUUUAGAUCAGAAACUGAUAUUUUUGGGUCAGCCAUAUGUAUUUUGUUUAAAGGAUUUAAAAUAAAGUGCUGUCAUGUAGCCCUGUGGAAGGGAGCACAUAACCAGCUGUUUGGCAUGACAGGUGACUUAGUAUAUUUGUAAUUGGUUUUAAAACCAAUACACCGUACUUUCUUUCUGCAAACAGCCAUCUUUAUACUUAGGGAAAAAAAAUUGUUGGGUUCUAGACUUUUUUAAUAUAAAUUUUGUUGAUAUGGAAUUAGGUAAGUUUAAGUGUCUAUGUGCAUAUGUUUUUUAUAUAAGUUUUUUCUAUUCAGUUUCACUGAUCCAACUGGCAGUGGGUAAAUAUGGCAUAAGUUAAUAACACUUUUCCCCAAAAUGGUGCUUUGGAUUUGAAAAGGGUCUGAUGGGGAGAAGGAGAACGUAUCAUCCUAGCUUCCUCUCUUAAUAAACCUAGAAAAACGGGUAGUAAACUGUGGAUAGUCAGGAAAACACCCAGCAAGGGACACAGCUGUCAGGAAAUGAAUCUUCCCCCCAACCCCCACCAUGCAGAUGGAUAGACAGACUCUUUCCUGACUAGUCAUUAGGAUCAGGGGCCUCUGUUGGAUUUGUGUUUCUUGAAGAAUAGCUGGCAGAGUGGUAUAAAAGACACGAAUAUCUCCUGGUCUAUAAGGAUACUCUGAUUUGGGGUUUGCAUUUUUCAUGGUUUUUAUUUCCUGUUCCCCCUGGAGUUUUCCAUUAGUGAGUUUUUGUGCAAGGAUCUUAUUUGUGAUGCCUUCCCUCCCCUAGAAAGAUUUUGUGCAAUAUAUUAAAUGGGGACAGAAUUCUAAAUGGAUAAAACAAUGGCUGGUUCUAGCCCUGAGUGACAGUCUUAAGGCUAGGUCCUUCCCAUAGUAUCAUCUGUCCUCUGGAAUGACUCUCCUGUCCCUAAAGGGGUUAAGAGAGAGAUCACCUAGAAAUCCCUCUGGACACUUGUGGGUUCUUUAGGGUUUGAGUUUCUUCUUCCCCUUGAGCUUCAGAGAGGAGAGUUGGCAGGGUUAAAUCUGAAUGGUUACCUCACUGCUGAAAACCCAGAGGGGCAUGGCACACUCGCUUGUGUGGAAAAGCCUCUAAAUGCAUCCCUUCCUUUCUUUCCUGCUUCCUUUGCCUUACAAUUGAAGCAGCCCGUGGUACCAUCACAGUAUGCAGAGACUUCCUCACCUUUCAUAUCUAGGGACCACCCCCCAUGCAUUGGUGAGGGUGGCCACUUAUAAAUGCCUGCUAUUGUUAAGCCAUUCCAGCCUCUUCCUCUGAAUAGACCAGACGCCCUUUCACUUAGUUCAGUGCCAGUCCUUUUGCCUUCCCAACCCUGCUGUUAGGCCUGCUGUUCCCUUUGCUCUUGAUUAGGAGAGAUGGAAGGAGAUGAGCUCCCAUAACUGAAUUGGCCUUUGGUUCAUGUUUUCUCCCCAUAUGUAUAUAUGCCAUAUGUGAAUAUGCCAUAUAUAUGUGCCAACAAAUCUAUCUACGUUGUUCUUUUCAAAUUAGCACGCAGAUAGGAAUUUUGAGUUUCUUCUUCUUUUAGUAACUAGUAUAACAAGCACUGGUAUUUUUGUACAAAAAAGAAAAACAAAAGAUUGACUAUUGUGGUCUGCAUGACAUAAACAAACAAAUGGUGAUAUCAAAGCAACGUAUACCCCAGUCCAGUGUGUUGCCAUAAUUUGCAAUUCAGCUUAACAGUGCACCCGAUCUAUAUUUGCAUUUUGAUAUUAUUUAAGCUCUAUGUACAAGGUUUUGCAUGUAUUUAUAUGGUUCUUAGGAAAAAAAAAUGCUAUAAACUGCAAAUCUGAAAUUCAAAUGUGUUGUUCCACUGAGACCAGAAGAAGAAGAGGAGUUUUAAAAGGGAUAAUUUGUUGGAACCAAUAAAGCUUUUUGCUGAUGAACAGAAACCAAUACUGCUGUGCACUGAGAAUAAAAACUCAUGCCCACUUGUAA